This is a messenger RNA of Poecilia latipinna (sailfin molly), 1414 nucleotides long. RefSeq names its product hydroxysteroid (17-beta) dehydrogenase 12b (gene hsd17b12b). Bases 179 to 1138 code for a protein of 319 amino acids. The transcript has 11 exons. Gene Ontology annotation, cellular component: endoplasmic reticulum. The record is from RefSeq and is a predicted model, not a curated record. Lineage: Eukaryota; Metazoa; Chordata; Actinopteri; Cyprinodontiformes; Poeciliidae. Gene Ontology annotation, molecular function: oxidoreductase activity.
AGAAGAAGAAGGACCCAAUCACCAGCAGCGAAACACACAUGAGGAAGCGUCUGACUCGGGCGUCUAAGCUGGGAUUCCCUUUGCACUUUGAGCAGCGCCUGUUUAAUUAGUAAAGAGGUUAGAAGUCCAGGUGUCAGUGUCACCACAGAGCAGAGACAGAGGAAGGACCGGUGCGGGAAUGUCUUUCAGCGGAGAAGCCAUGUGUAAGGCCGUGGAAGCGCCGCUGUUCUGGCUGGGUGCUCUAACCGCGGCCUGGCUGUCCGUGUGCUCCGUGUACCGGCUACUGUCCGGCUUCAGGGUGUGGGUGCUGGGCAACGGAAGACUGAUCUCCCCCAACAAACUGGGAAAGUGGGCAGUUGUAACAGGAGCCACAGAUGGGAUUGGGAAAGCAUAUGCGGAGGAGCUCGCCCGCAGAGGCUUUGCCAUCAUUCUGAUUAGUCGCUCUCAGGAGAAACUUGAUGAUGUAUCCAAGGCAAUUGCAAGCAAAUGUGGCGUGGAGACCAAAACGAUUGCAGCAGACUUCAGUGCUAUAGAUAUUUAUGCAAAGAUUGAAGAGGGCCUUGCGGGACUGGAGAUUGGCGUGCUGGUAAACAAUGUGGGCACAUCCUACUCCUACCCUGAGUUCUUCCUCAACGUUCCCAACCUGGACACGUUCAUCGACACAAUGAUCAACAUUAACAUAACGUCAGUGUGCCAGAUGACUCGUCUUGUUUUACCUCAAAUGGUAGAAAGGAAAAAGGGAGCCAUCCUAAACAUCUCAUCUGCCAGUGGGAUGUACCCUGUUCCUCUCCUCACCAUCUAUUCUGCCUCCAAGGCAUUUGUGGACUUCUUCUCCCGAGGACUGCAAGCUGAAUACAAGAGCAAAGGGAUCAUCAUUCAGAGCGUUUUGCCGUUUUAUGUUGCCACCAAACUGAGUAAAAUCCGUCGCCCUACCCUGGACAAGCCUAGUCCAGAGCGCUACGUUGCAGCUGAGCUCAACACUGUGGGGCUGCAGACUCAGACCAAUGGAUACCUGCCACAUGCUAUUAUGGGUUGGGUGACUACAGCUCUGCUUCCAGCCAAGAUGCUCAACAGCUACGUGAUGGGGAUGGGUCUGUCCCAGCGCGCUCGUUACCUCAAGAAGCAGAAGCAGGGGUAGGGGGAUCAGAUGGACGGUGGGAGCCGCAGCAAGACAUGGAGGGGACCAGGUGCAUUAAUGUCAUGUCCAACUGCCGUCAUCAUCAUGGACCAGGCAAAGAGAAAGUGACAGUUUCUGGGCAACAUCUCAGUUUUCCUCCUGCAAGUGAUGGAUGAUGUGAGCCAGUCUCUAUGUGCUCAACCCAAACAGUUGUAUAAAAUAACCAUUGGACUAAUUUGUGCAUUCAGUAAACGGCUUUAAUUAAACGUAGAAACUAAAACCAGACCAUCUGUCUAA